This is a messenger RNA of Syngnathus typhle (broad-nosed pipefish), 636 nucleotides long. RefSeq names its product melanocortin-2 receptor accessory protein 2A-like. Gene Ontology annotation, cellular component: endoplasmic reticulum; plasma membrane. The record is from RefSeq and is a predicted model, not a curated record. Gene Ontology annotation, biological process: regulation of adenylate cyclase-activating G protein-coupled receptor signaling pathway; protein localization to plasma membrane. NCBI's taxonomy places the organism in Eukaryota, Metazoa, Chordata, Actinopteri, Syngnathiformes, Syngnathidae. Gene Ontology annotation, molecular function: signaling receptor regulator activity; corticotropin hormone receptor binding; type 3 melanocortin receptor binding. The transcript is spliced from 3 exons. The coding region runs from base 21 to 614 and encodes 197 amino acids.
CCGUGACAAGGUUGGAUGACAUGAGCUCGCACAACCGGAGCCAAAGCAGCGCGCGGCGCAGUGACUACGAGUGGCAAUAUGAAUACUACGACGAGGAGCCCGUCUCUUUUGAGGGACUCAAAGCACACAGAUACUCCAUUGUAAUCGGAUUCUGGGUUGGACUUGCAGUGUUCGUCAUUUUCAUGUUUUUCGUGCUCACGUUGCUCACAAAGACAGGAGCGCCACUGCAAGAAAGUACAGAUACCGAGAACCUGCCCGGUCCAGGCAACGGUCUCGUGAACAUCAUCAGUCAGAAAGACGACACCGACGACAUGACAGUUCCUCGUCCCUUUCUGGAGGAAUCCUGCCCCUACUAUAAUUCCUACAUCAGUGAAGAGGCGAAGCGAUGGCAAAAGCCCAAAGCGAAGCCCAACGGACCACGGGGGACCUUCAACAGGACCGGAGGUACCACCUGUGCGGUGCCUCAACAGGAGGAGCGCUUAGAUGAGCGGAAGACAGAAACGGACUUCUUGCCCCACUUCAACAUCCCAAACUUUAUCACCUUUGAGCACAACUCAUUGGGAGAAGAUGACCUGCUGUGUGAGUCACCGAUCACACCGGAAGAGAACAUUUGAGCCAUCCUCCAAAACGAUACCU